CCUAUUUAUCAUACACAAUGGGACGCAAUUCCACGACAUUUCAGGAGGGAAAUGAGCUCUUCGAGUGUGAAUCCACCGCUAGAAGGCACAACUGGUGUGCCCAGCAAGGAAAAGCCACUCGCAAACAGUCCACCGAUCGUCAUUCCAACCCCCACAGACUCGACACAAUCGAGUGGAAAGGCAGAGUCGAAUCGACUACUACUUGAUAGUGCACACCCUGGAUCGGCACCUCCACCUCCACAAGUACAACGAACGCGACCCCGACUGCGGGCUAGCAAAGCCGCCAUGACGCUCACACCUACUGCGGUGACACGUCUAAGGACACUAUUGUCCGGUCCAACCCCCCAAUACAUACGCGUGGGUGUACGCAAUAAAGGGUGUGCGGGCAUGUCGUAUCACCUCGAGUACGUCGACAAACCCAGCAAGUUUGAUGAGCAGGUGGAGCAGGAUGGGGUCAAGGUGCUCAUCGAUUCCAAGGCGCUGUUUAGUAUCAUUGGGAGUGAGAUGGACUGGGUCGAGGAUAAACUGAGGUGCGUCAUGGUUAUUGUUAUUGUUUUUGGUGCUGAUUGUGGUGUAGCUCCAAAUUUGCGUUCAAGAAUCCGAAUGUCAAGGAUGCGUGUGGGUGUGGAGAGUCGUUCAACGUGCAGCCUAGCAUUGACUCGUAAUAUACAACUCGCAAUAAUGAAUUUUUCACCGCUCAAUAGAGGCAUUUGGUUUGUAUCAUUAUCACUCGAUGUAAUGCAAUAUCUAUACAUCAAAUCUCUAAAGGUCAAACUGUGUGCAAUCCUGACCGAGGAACUCUAUCCCAUCGCUUCCCCUGUGUCACCCACGGCACGGCAUGACCCCGACCCCGAGAGGGAAGAAAAAAGAGCGCUGCAGGGUAGCAAUGUUACGAAUAUUCUCGGUCUUUUGCAAAAGUCUUGUCGACAGAAUUGGAAGGGUUUGCAAGGCAAUGGGAACGGUGGCACGUGCAUGUCUUCUCUGAUGAACCUCAAAGACAAGGGCAGAGGGAUGGAUACGCCCACAAUCCAGGCCUCCAAGAUAACCU
Molecule: messenger RNA, 1048 nt
Organism: Acaulospora colombiana
Lineage: Eukaryota; Fungi; Glomeromycota; Glomeromycetes; Diversisporales; Acaulosporaceae
Source: the annotation of a GenBank genome assembly